AUGUCCAACACCGUCACAGACACCCUCCCCGCCGGAACUCUGCCCAAGGCAGAGGAGUACCGCCUCCAGCUCACCAAGGCGCUCGCCGACCCCGCCGUUCGCUCUGCGGCCUCCGCCGGGGUUAAGGAAGGCCUUAAGGCCGCCGCUGCGCGAGAAGCCAUGGAGAAGGAAAUCGAGGAUCUCGGGGACACUACGCGCGUCAUCAAGGAGGGGUUCACCGCCGUCGCGAACGAAGUCGCGAGGUUCGACGCGGCCGGCUUCAAGGACGCGGCCGGUCAGCCGACGAACUUGAGCCAGGUGUGGAAGGCGCUCUCGGACAGGUUCGACGACAGCCUGACCCAAAGUCACGACCUCGCAUCUGCUGCGGUGGCCGUCUUGAGAAUGUACUCCAAGACCAUCUUGAACCGUGUCCACCUUGGCGACAACGUGGAUGAGCUCAAAGAGAAUCUGCGCAAGUUCGAGGCUGAAAUCGCAGCGAAAGCGAAAGAAGCGGCGGCGACUCGCACGAGCUUCAUAACCCUUGCGACGGACGUUCGCGCGUUCGGCAACACGCUCCAAAAGGCGAUGGAGACUGCCGGCGUCCAACUCGCCAAGGAGCUGCAAGAGGCGAACAGGCAAGUCGAGGAACUCGGGAAGAAGCUGUCAGAGAUCUCGCAGGAGAUCCAGUCGCUCACCUCGGCGGCAGGUGGUAUAAUCGCCAAAAGCGCGGCCUGCGCGUUCGCCGCGCUUACCAUUAUAUGCCCGAUCUUCUGCUUCGGCGUCUUCGGGUUCGCGUUCGUUGCGAUGAAGAAGGAAGCCGAGAUCAAUGAUCUCCGAAACAAGCACAGAGACGUCGAGACCCAGCGGACGGAGCAGAUGCACAAGGUGAAUGUGCUCAUGGCGCAGCAGGCGCUCCUGAUGCAGUUCCAAGCGUCGCUCCCCAACACGACUGAGCGCGUGAACUCGCUUGCGGCCAAGAUUGAUACCAUCGCGCACGUCUGGCAGAUCCUCCGGUCUGAUAUGAUCCAGCUGAAGACGGACCUUUCACUUGCCGGCUUCAAGGGCGGAGACAAUGAGAAGGCUAACGAGGACUUCCUCGAUACCAUCGGGAUCACGCGCGAUGCGUACCUCCACCUCGCGCACAUGUUCGAACUGUACGCGAAGGGAUUUUGA
Messenger RNA from Epithele typhae, 1152 nucleotides. RefSeq lists its product as uncharacterized. Lineage: Eukaryota; Fungi; Basidiomycota; Agaricomycetes; Polyporales; Epitheliaceae. The transcript has 10 exons. The record is from RefSeq and is a predicted model, not a curated record. Bases 1 to 1152 code for a protein of 383 amino acids.